Paramuricea clavata is the source of this 273-nucleotide messenger RNA. NCBI's taxonomy places the organism in Eukaryota, Metazoa, Cnidaria, Anthozoa, Malacalcyonacea, Plexauridae. The record is from the annotation of a GenBank genome assembly.
GAUAAACGGAUAACUCGACAAUAUGGUUAUAGCGCUCGUGGAACACGUCCCGUCGUCCGUGAUUACAGCUAUGUUCGGUGGGCACCUCAUUAUUCGGCUAUAUCAGCAAUUUCGAGUGACGGGCUUAUAGCUAACCAACUGAUGAAAAAUCCAGAGGAAAGAUUUGACGCGAAUUCGUUUAUACAAUUUCUUAAUGAGCAGCUUUUACCGGCAAUGAAUCCGUUCAACGGGGAAAACCCGCGAUCUGUUAUCGUCAUGGGUGAGAGUAAUUAA